AUAAUAUACCCGCCUGAGUAACUCGGGAGCAUGCACAACAAAUGCAGGUACAUGACAUUGAAUUCGACCUUUGUAUUGCGCACAAAAUCCCUGGGAGUCAAAGUGGAGAACACAUACAAGAAUAUAGCCAAACUACGAUGGUCAUGAUGGCGUGGAACAUAAUUUGAAAAGUUAACUUACAUUAGCAAUAAAUCAGGCAUAACUACCAAGGAGAUCUAAAUUUGGACAUGGAGAUAUAUUGAACGGAGGUGUUCAUCAGAAUUUACAGGGCAUGACUGAAAGCUUUAGAUGUUUCGCCUGGACCGCCACCAAUUAUCAUUGACCAGACGAAACCCUCGGUGGUAGAACCACGUAAAUGGACAUCAUCUUUUAAAAAUAAUGUUCAUCUUUAAACAAUAAUUUUCAUCUUUGACAGUUGGCACUCUUACAAGUUGAAGAGCAAAACAUUUUAAUUUGUACUGCUUGACGUAUUUCCAGAAAUUAGAAGGCGAUAGGAUUACCAUGGUAACAGACCAAGCUGGUAAUGUCACUGACAUAUACAUGGAACUUUACACCGAAUUGUACACAGACUGGUCUACCGGGACACCGGAUACGCAGCUUCGGAUAUCCGACGAAGCGGUUACGGCGGAAAUCAAUGGCACCGAUGCUGCCGAAGAUCAUAACGGAUGGAUGUUUGAACCGUUCGUGCUUUCUGCUUUCGUCAUCUUGCAAAUAAUAAUCGCGGUGUUAGGUAUCGUGGGAAACAUCUUUGUCUUAUUGGCGACGAGUAGAGGUAAAAAGAACCUGAAGACAACGAAUAUCUUGGUGUGCGCACUUGCAGUUGCCGAUCUGCUUACAUCUUUUAUGAUCUUGCCUUACCCUAACGUGCAGUCCGUACCCAAAACGAUUCUUGGCGAGUUGUACUGCAAGGUGGUCGCCUCUCGUUUUUUCAUGUGGACAUCCGUCGUAGCUUCCAUAUUCACGCUGACGGCGAUUUCGAUUGAGCGAUACCUCGCGAUAUCACAUCCUUUCUUUCACAGACGCGCGGUGACGAGAAAAGGCAUACGAACAACUAUAGUAAUCAUUUGGAUUGUGGCUUUCUUUCUCAAUAUCAAUCCCUUCUUCGUCGAAUAUGUCGACAGUCAUUCGUGCGUCUUCAAGUACCGCCAUCGUGACUUGGCCGGUAGGGAAUUUUAUGGCGGUAUCGUCUUCCUGACCGAAUUCCUCACACCGUCUGCCAUUAUGAUGACAACGCAUAUACUUGCGUCGCGCACACUCAACAGAGGACUCGCGCGUUUCAAGAACACGCAAGGUUGCGCGGGGCCGCGUGCAAACUUGAUAGUGGCAAAGAAGCGAAACAUGGAUUCGCUUUUAAUAAUUUUUCUGACAUUUGUGAUGUGUUGGGGGCCUUAUCAAGUACUCUUCUUGCUUUUUAACUCCGGAGUACUCGACCAUACUUACCUUGAAGGCGUUGCAUAUUCGUGCACGGUGCUCUUAGCGUUAUUUCACUCAUGCGCUAAUCCUUUGAUCUAUACCAUACGAUUUCCAAUAUUCCGAUCUGUGAUUCUCUCGAUGCUAUCAUGCUGUGGAGACAGUGGAAUGGACAAAAAUGCCCGGGUCAAUAUGUUUAUGUCUGAUGACACGAUCUAAGGUAAAAUUUACGAUGAAGUGUGAAAAGAAGAUGUUUUACCAUGCAUUUAAGAUUUUUUUUAAACCACAUAAAGUGUUACGAAUGAGGCAAAUGCUAAUCACAACGAUCUGAUCAGGAAUAACUGCGGCCUUGAUACGCACUAAGUAUUAUAUUAUUAUAAGGGAGCUUCACUUAAAUUUUUGAAAUUGGGAUCCGAGUGGAAAUGGUUGAGUGGCUGGCUAGCUUUCCCCGUUCUGUCACGAUUAGUUACAAUAUUCCAGGGGGUGGAGGUUUUUUUUUAAGUGCACAAAUGAAAUGACACUACAAAGUUGUUCUAAUGUAAAUAACUCCCUUUACUCGGAGAAAAGGUGUGUUUUUCUUUCAUGUCUAAGUUAUUUGACGAUGAUGGUAACAAUAUUUUCUACCCAACAUUUAAUAUACGGAUAGCUUUGUUAAAUAGUUUAUUGUUGUAUGUGGCAUAGCUGCAUCUCCAUUGGUACAUGACUUACUAACUAAAUGAGUACAUUCUCCUUUUGCAAUAAGCCGUCCGAAUGUAAGAUCCCGGUGUAAGAUACACCGAAGAGAUACCAGCUAUCCUCCUUGGAUACACAGAUCCUUUAGAUAAUUGUUUAUAAGUACAUGUACAGUUAUAAUCGAACGCAUAGAGGUCUCAUUAUUAGAACGCUAGAGGGCGUACUUCCUCAGAUUGAUGUAGUCAUUGACCUUAUACUUUUUGUUCUAUAUAAUUCAGAUUGCUUAAUUUAUAUUGAACUAAUUAAUAUACAUAUGAUAUGUCUAUACUGUAAAAAUCGUUCCUUUGUAUAAUAUUGUAUCCGAAAAUAUAAAUAUGAAGUAUUACCGUCACCUUUUCUUUUUAUUAUUACAAAACCUUUUUUUUCUUCUCCCAAAAUGGCAGAAUAUUAUUGUAUUACAAUUUGUAUACUUUGAUUGAAGGUGUACUAUAUUUUUUUUUAAAUACUAUGGAAUUAUAUUAAACAAAUAUAUAUCUGUGUUUAUAAUGGGGGAGGUGGUAGUUGUCGUAGGGGGUAGUUGUCUGGGGUCCAACCUGCUUCGUUCGGGCAUGCAGGACGCGUAGAUUUUGCCCGGAAUAAGAUGGCGCACUGCCUAUUUGUGUAUAGUGCGUGCUCUAAUUUUUUAAUAUAGGAUCUCUAUAACAGAUCGAAAUAUCUCAACAUUCGCUCGACAUCUCGGUUAAUAUUAAUGAACCGAAAUGUAAAGCGGAUUUGAUAAUAAUUAUUGCUCAUUAUUUUCAGCUAUUAUAAUUAUAUAAGACUAUGGAUCGCUUAAAUGAUGAUAUCUCUUCUUUAUCUGCCAUUCGAUCCCCUACUCCCUCCCCCACUCUCUCUCUCUCUCUCUCUCUCUCUCUCCCUCUCUCUUUCUCUAUGUAUCUCUCAGCCUGUUUGUGUAACGACCUCUUUUUCCGUCCUUCACGUUCAUCCUCUUGUUCACCACCCCGCCUUCUUAUUUUUAAAUCGCUGUUUCAAUUUAAAUCCUUUCAUGAAUAAUUUGAUAUACAAUGUGCUUUUUUAAAAAUUAUAUCCUUUGUGAACAGCUGCUUAUAUGUUACAUUUCAAUUGUUUAUUGUUUUUUUUACUCUUCAAUUUGAGCUUUAUAAACAUGUCCUUACAGACCGUGUCAACAACAAUAAAUUGUUAAGGAGUGCAAAAAGAAA
Messenger RNA from Strongylocentrotus purpuratus (purple sea urchin), 3302 nucleotides. Its product is annotated as allatostatin-A receptor. Gene Ontology annotation, molecular function: G protein-coupled receptor activity. Gene Ontology annotation, biological process: G protein-coupled receptor signaling pathway. NCBI's taxonomy places the organism in Eukaryota, Metazoa, Echinodermata, Echinoidea, Camarodonta, Strongylocentrotidae. Gene Ontology annotation, cellular component: membrane. The transcript is spliced from 2 exons. The record is from RefSeq and is a predicted model, not a curated record. Bases 502 to 1629 code for a protein of 375 amino acids.